AUGACAGCUGAUAACGCUUGCACGGGCCGCGAGCCCAGCGACUCAAGACAGGAACGCGAUUCGCAAGCGCGGGCGAGUCGGCCUCGUAUGCAAGGUCGCUUCACGGACCGAGAACUGGAACAACUCGAAGACGGCUUACGAGCGGUCUGCACAGAGCUGGGGCUCCCAGCAACCCCGCAACAGUUCAGUGAGCUGGCGACGCGACCCCGUGCAGUUCGCAGAGCAUGUGCGCACCAGCUUCCCGGUUCAGAGGUUCUGCUUCGCAACUGGGGUGGCAUCUGGAAGCGCGUCGCGACUUUUGUGCCUGGUCGCAGCUGGCGUCAGGUCUACGAUACGGCACGCCGCCGCUACGCUGGAAAUAACUACCUCGGUGAUUGGACCGAAGAACAACUGGCUCUGUUGGAGCGUGCUGUUGAACAGCACGGUCCCUGUUGGUCCAAAGUCGCAGAGGAGGUGGGCCGCUUCGCUUCCUCAUGCCGGGACAAGUGGCGGCAGUCGUUUGAGAGCAGAGGCCGCCUGCGAGGCCGAUGGUCCCCUGACGAGCGCCGUCGACUCCUUGAAGCGAUGCGCAAAUACGGUGAAGCGCCCGCUGCCGCGUCGGAGUUUGGGAAUGUAACGACCCGUCCGGAUCAACUCGAUGGCACAACAGAUCCACGAACGAUGGACGUUCUCGAAGGAAACGGCAAACCAGCGGUUUCCCGGAAACGAGGCCGCAGCAGUGCAUACACCGAGUCCGAAGGAUUCUGGACGCGAAUCGCUAUCUAUGUAGGUACUCGUUCGGAGUUCCAGUGCCGUUGCGAAUGGCAGCGCCAUAUGGAUCCACGUCGCAUUAGCCGUCGGGGAAGCGCACACCGUGCCGCUUCUUUGAAUCUGCAGUUUCUCGGCGUUCUGGAAAAGUUCGUUACUCCAGAUGGAACGCGACGGGUGCCGCGUGAUGUCUCGGAGAUUAAGUGGGGUGAAGUGCACCCCGACCUGAACGCUUAUCGCUGCUACCUCUGGUGGCGACAGCUGCUUCAGCGAUUCUAUCCAGAGUCACCGUUGCUCUCCAAUGAUAUGCAAGCCCGCAGAAAUGCCUCGCUACUGGAGACCAUCCGUGAAGUGCGCUUGCGUAUCCUACAGCAUUACCCAGAAUCAGCAGAAGCUGGAGAAGUUCGCGCCGUGGACACCUUGGAGCGAGCCUAG
This is a messenger RNA of Cyanidioschyzon merolae strain 10D, 1182 nucleotides long. Its product is annotated as MYB-related protein. The transcript has a single exon. The record is from RefSeq and is a predicted model, not a curated record. Lineage: Eukaryota; Rhodophyta; Bangiophyceae; Cyanidiales; Cyanidiaceae. Gene Ontology annotation, cellular component: nucleus. Gene Ontology annotation, molecular function: DNA-binding transcription factor activity; transcription cis-regulatory region binding. Gene Ontology annotation, biological process: regulation of DNA-templated transcription. The coding region runs from base 1 to 1182 and encodes 393 amino acids.